Dromiciops gliroides (monito del monte) is the source of this 990-nucleotide messenger RNA. RefSeq names its product serine/arginine-rich splicing factor 7-like. Gene Ontology annotation, cellular component: nuclear speck. The record is from RefSeq and is a predicted model, not a curated record. Bases 89 to 775 code for a protein of 228 amino acids. The transcript has a single exon. Gene Ontology annotation, biological process: mRNA splicing, via spliceosome. NCBI's taxonomy places the organism in Eukaryota, Metazoa, Chordata, Mammalia, Microbiotheria, Microbiotheriidae. Gene Ontology annotation, molecular function: RNA binding.
AGUUGCUCGAACCGCCGAGUGGAAGAAGGGAGUACCUCGACCCAGACCAGGUUAUUACGAAGCGCAGGGAGCACGAAGGCCGGACACCAUGUCGCGCUACGGGCGGUACGGAGGAGAGACCAAAGUAUAUGUUGGCAACCUGGGAACUGGUGCCGGCAAAGGAGAAUUAGAGAGAGCCUUUAGUUAUUAUGGUCCCUUACGAACUGUAUGGAUUGCCAGAAAUCCUCCAGGAUUUGCUUUUGUGGAAUUCGACGAUCCAAGAGAUGCAGAAGAUGCAGUUCGAGGACUAGAUGGAAAGGUGAUUUGUGGCUCUAGGGUAAGGGUCGAAUUGUCAACAGGAAUGCCCCGAAGAUCUCGAUAUGACAGACCACCUGCACGGCGCCCAUUUGAUCCUAAUGAUAGAUGUUAUGAACGUGGGGAGAAAGGUCAUUAUGCUUAUGAUUGUCAUCGCUACAGCCGAAGAAAGAGAAGCAGGUCACGGUCUCGAUCUCACUCAAGGUCCAGAGGAAGGAGAUACUCUCGCUCAAGGAGCAGGAGCCGUGGUAGGAGGUCAAGAUCUGCAUCUCUUCGUAGGUCUAGGUCUGCUUCAAUCCGUUCUCGAUCUGGUUCUUUAAAAAGAUCGAGGUAUUUCCAAUCAUCCCGCUCAAGAUCCAGAUCCAGGUCUCUUUCAAGACCAAGAAGCAGCCGAUCAAAAUCCAGAUCACCAUCUCCAAAGAGAAGCCGCUCACUUUCUGGAAGUCCUCGUAGGAGUGUGAGUCCUGAAAGAAUGGACUGAAAUGAAAAAAAUUAACCUUUUAGGAAGAAAGUUAUUUUGUUUACAUUAUUAUAAGGGAUUUUGUGAUGUCUGUUCAAUGUAAGUGUAACCUAGAAGGCUAUUUGAACCAUCUAAUAAUCAGAAUGGAUCUGAAUAUUUUAAGAGCUCUGUAAAUUUACAUCAGUAGAGUAGUGUCAUUUUUUUUUGUUGUAUGUAUUAACAUCUUAUGAUCUUGA